This is a messenger RNA of Seminavis robusta, 1083 nucleotides long. The record is from the annotation of a GenBank genome assembly. NCBI's taxonomy places the organism in Eukaryota, Bacillariophyta, Bacillariophyceae, Naviculales, Naviculaceae.
AUGAUGGAGAUGUUUGCACAAAUCAACCCAGGCUGCGCCCCUGUCCCCUAUCUCUGCGAACCAGUACAUGACAUGAUGGUGCUGGUGACAGAAUGGAACGACGACGAUGAACAGCUAGCUACACAAGUUAUUGAUGGCUGGAUGGACCCGCGAGUUGCUUCCGGAUUGGCUCGGUCCGUGGCAAAUCUACACUGCCAAGACUUUGACCCGAGCUUCAACACAGGCAUUCGCAACACCAUGGUAUCAACAUUCUCAACACUCCACAAGAAACUAGAAUCGAUGAUAGCCUCGACUGACAACAGCCGAGCUUCAUUGCUUGCGCGCACCAUGGGAACAAACUUGUGCCAGGAACUCGCCAGCAACAUGCUCUUUCACUAUGAAAACACACGAGACUGCCUGGUUCACUCUGACCUUCACGUGAAAAACAUCUUGGUGGAAAGAGAGGCAGCCAAAGAUGGCACAGUCUCCAUCGUCGAUUGGGAGAUGGCUUUCAGUGGGCCCAUUGGACGCGACCUGGGCUCGUUCUUCCCGUUUCUGCUGUGUUGUGCCCUCGCUCAUGCCAUCAGCGGCAAGCAGGAAGAAGCACUUAACUUGCUCAAUACAAUAGACCAAAUCUGGGAGGAAUAUGCGGAAGCUCUCAGACAAAGGGGCAAAAGUGAGGACUUCAUAAGCUAUGCCUUCCGCAGCAUCAUCGGGUGGUGCGGACGCUUCAUGUUUUUGGGCUUUUACACUUCUGGAAAUCAUACUGAAGAUUUCCCGCUUGCAGACGCAGACGACAAGCCCACCUUGAUGGAUAGCAUCGGUGUGCUCUCGUUGCGCUUCAUGCAAUGGGGUUUCGAUUCGAAGUACGUCAACUUCGACCUCGAAGACCUGCGGCGUAUCUUUGCGGACAGCAUUUGGAAUGAGAUGGCUUUGAUCACCACGAUCAAGGCAACGCAACCUACAACAAGCUCGAAUAAGUCAAGUGUCGUCAGUGGACUAGAAAUCUUCACGAGGUUCAUUGGUGUGAAGCGUCUACCGGUACUCCAAAACAAUUUUGCCACCGGCAGACUCAUGUCGUUGACCAACAGCUUCAUGGCCUAG